Messenger RNA from Nymphaea colorata (pocket water lily), 3819 nucleotides. RefSeq lists its product as uncharacterized. Lineage: Eukaryota; Viridiplantae; Streptophyta; Magnoliopsida; Nymphaeales; Nymphaeaceae. The transcript is spliced from 13 exons. Gene Ontology annotation, molecular function: protein binding; calcium ion binding. The coding region runs from base 325 to 3498 and encodes 1057 amino acids. The record is from RefSeq and is a predicted model, not a curated record. Gene Ontology annotation, cellular component: intracellular membrane-bounded organelle; cytoplasm; plasma membrane. Gene Ontology annotation, biological process: endocytosis; endosomal transport.
CGAGUCGGUGGUUCGGGAAUCCUUCCUACAUUUCCUAAUUUUUCGAUUUCCCGCAAUUUCGAGAAAAUUUCUUCUCUUCGAUUUUCUGCUUCUUCCUCACCUCCUAUAUCAUUUCCUAGUUUCUAAUUUUCGACGGAUCCGUUUCCUCUCAAUUUUUUUCCGGGAACCCUAAUGCGCUAGUAGUCUUGGUUUUCCUCUGGUUCGAGCACGUAAUUCCAAGAUGAAUCGAGUUUCUCAUUUCUCUUUUUCCAUAAAAGUUGAUUUAGACGCGACUUUCGGGUUCGUUCGUUGUUUGAUCUGAGGAAACUUGGAUUUGGCGUCUCCAUGGCUCGUCCACCCCAGGCACCCAACAUGGACGUGUUCGACGCGUACUUCCGGCGGGCUGAUUUGGAUCAGGAUGGGAGGAUUAGCGGCAAUGAGGCGGUCGCAUUUUUUCAGGGGUCGAAUCUUUCAAAGCAGGUUCUUGCACAGAUAUGGAUGCAUGCUGAUCAGAACCGGACUGGUUUUCUUGGUCGUGCAGAGUUCUAUAAUGCUUUGAGACUUGUGACAGUAGCACAAAGUGGGCGAGAAUUGACCCCAGAUAUAGUUAAAGCAGCAUUAUUUGGCCCAGCUGCAGCGAAAAUUCCUGCACCUCAGAUAAGUCCUGCACCAGCAGUAACUCCUCAGAUGGGUGCUGUUGCAUCACCUGUCAUGAAUUCCAUUGCACCAACUGCACUUCAGAUGAAUGCUGUUACACAGCCUGUGCCUUACCUAAAUUCUGGGUUACAAGUUAUGCCUCAAAAUCCUGGAUUUCGUGGUCCACAACAACAAAAUAUUCUUAUGAACCAACAGUUUCCGCAAACCCUUGACAAACAAUUUACAAAGCCUCCAUCUGCACAAAUUCCUCCAUCUCCGACACAAGGAAUCAAUCAAGGAGGCCUUCCAGGUGCUGUAACAGGGCCACGUCCUCCAAUCUCAAAUGCAUCAGCUGUUUGGCUUGGUGCUAAGAUGGGCAGCACAUCCAUGGGUGCAGGCACGCAGGUUUUUAAUAGAGGAAUUGUAGCAUCCAGUGCAUCUCUGGAUUUAGUUGGGCAAGGGUCAUCUGUAGCAGCAUCCUCAAUAUCUUCAAAACCAUCUAUAGAUACAACAUUGUCUACAUUACAACCAUUAACUAAGGAUCCUAAAGUCCAUGUUUCUGGAAAUGGGCUCUCUAUGGACUCCAUGUUUGGUGGGGAUGCAUUUUCUGCUACUCCAUCUCAACCCAGGCAAGAGAUUGUUCCAUCAACUACCUUUGCUGUGACUAAUAUUUCAAGCUCAUCUGCCAUUGUCCCAGUUACUUCUUCUGGGGCUCAAUCAUCAUUAAAGCAGGGUCCUGACACAACCCAGGGUUUUUUGGGAAAGGCAACUGCUGGUGAACAUCUCCAGCGAACUUCAUCGUUGGUUAAGCCGAACCAGUUUGGUGCACCACAGGCUGCUCCAGCAGUAACUGGAUCUGGAGUUCCUGUCGGCUUUGCUGGUCCUGCUACCAGUCAGGUGCAACAUCCCUGGCCAAGCAUGACCCAGUCUGACAUUCAAAGGUACAAUGCAAUCUUCAUUGAGGUGGACACUGACCGUGAUGGAAAGAUUACAGGUGAACAAGCAAGGAAUCUGUUCCUCAGUUGGAGGCUGCCGAGAGAGGUGCUGAAGCAGGUCUGGGACUUAUCGGAUCAGGAUAAUGACAGCAUGCUAUCGCUGAAAGAAUUCUGUGUGGCAUUAUAUUUGAUGGAACGUUACAGAGAAGGUCGCCCCCUUCCAUCCGUACUCCCGAGCAGCUUAAAGUUUGAUGAAGCAUUGUUGCCUCCUGUCAGUCAACAAGCCAGCAUGUUUGGUGGCACAUCUUGGCGCCCUCAGCAUGGUUUCCAUCAGCAAAUGCCUUCAGGUACUCAUUCACCUGGUUUGCAAGCUGGAAUAAAGUCAGUACAAGAUCGUCAAAUGCCUUUAGGUGAUGUUGCUCGCGUGGGACAGCCUUUACCACAAAAGUCUAGGGGCCUGGUGUCAGAGAAACACCUUGUCAACCAGCUGAAUCUGGAGGAACAACACUUAAAUUCAAAAUUGCAGGAGGCAACAAAUUCUGAGAAGAAGGUUGAGGGGUUGGAGAAGGAGAUACUUGAUUCUAAAGAGAAGAUAGAGUAUUACCGGACCAAAAUGCAAGAGCUGGUCUUAUACAAAAGCAGAUGUGAUAAUCGGUUGAAUGAGAUCACGGAAAGGGCAUCUGCUGACAGAAAUGAGGUUGAAUCAUUAGCCAAGAAAUAUGAAGAGAAGUAUAAGCAAGUUGGUGAAAUUGCCUCUAAGUUAGCUGUGGAAGAUGCUACAUUCCGUGACAUUCAAGAGAGAAAAUUGGAAUUGUUCAAUGCAAUUGUAAAAAUGGAACAAGGUGGAAGUGCUGAUGGCUUGCUUCAGGUACGCGUAGAUAGGAUACAGUCAGAUCUUGAGGGGUUAGUUAAAGCUUUGAAUGACCGAUGCAAGCACCAUGGUUUGCAAUUGAAAGCUACUGCAUUGGUAGAGCUUCCAUAUGGCUGGCAACCUGGAAUUCAGAUUGGGGCUGUUGAAUGGGAUGAUGAUUGGGAUAAGUUUGAAGAUGAAGGAUUCACAGUUGUGCAAGAACUGACAGUUGAAGCGGAGAAAGUGCCUAGUGCAAAGCCCAAACCUCCUAGUGUUUGGAAUGAGAAAACUGUCAGCCGUGAUGCAUUCUCUGUUGAAUCAUCCUCAAACAUUGACAAUUCAGUGGACAAGCCCUCUAUUACUGGUGAACAUGUAGCUGAAGGUGGAUCUCCUCAUGCUCAAAAUGAAUACGAAUUUACAAAUGGUGGACCUGUAAGUCCUGCAAAAAGUGGACGUGGCAGUCCACCUCGAGAGCUUCCUCCUGCACAGUUUGACAAGGGCAUCAGUUUGGAUUCCUUUGCCAGUUUCAAGGAAAGCCAGAGUGAGCAUGCUGUCAGUGAGCCUAGCCAUUCUGACCAGAAGUUUGAUGAACCUUCCUGGGGUGCAACCUUCAGUGAUACAAAUGAUGAUGUUGACUCUGUCUGGGGCUUUAAUGCUGUCAGCUCUAAGGAUUCCGGGCUUGAGAAACACAUUGACCCUUUCUUUGGAGCCGAUGAUAUGGGUUUGAACCCCAUCAGAACAGGUUCUCCAAGUGCAAACAGCUUAUUUUGGAACAAAGAUAAGAGCCCGUUCUUCUUUGGCGAUUCUGUACCUGCUUCACCGAUGUUUAACUCAAAUUCACCCAACUUCAGCACAGGCUCAGAUGACCACCAGUUUGGCAGCACUUUCCUAAAAUUUGAUGCUUUUAGCAUUCAUGACAAUGCUUCCCCUAGACAUGAUGCCACUCUGACUCGGUUCGACUCUAUACGGAGCAGUAGAGAUUUUGACCACGCCCGUGGUUUCUCUUUUGACGAUACAGAUCCUUUUGGUUCAACUGGGCCAUUUAAAUCAGAUAAUAGUGUGCCACAACGGACUUCUGAUAGUUGGAGGGCAUUCUAAAAGUGUUCAUUCCAUCAGUUAUUCUCCUGCGUGUUCACCUAUUCCCAUUUUUCUCGUCUUGGGACUGGCUUUGCUGUGUGAUGUAAUCUAUAUGAAAUGAUUGGUCGGUUUUGUAUGCUUUAUUCUUGCCUUCUAAUUUUUUCUGUUUGUGAAAAUCUCUUCUUUUUGUAGUUCAACGUCGUGAAUGUUAGUUUGUAUUUUUUCCUGCUUUUGAAGUUGGCUGUGAACAUAAAAAUUUUCAUGGCUCAUUGUAUUAUUGAUGGACGGAUGUCAUUGGUAUUCACAGCAAGAGAUGAUCGCUCAAAAAAUUUUCUGAGUAUA